Phialemonium atrogriseum is the source of this 1476-nucleotide messenger RNA. RefSeq lists its product as uncharacterized. The transcript has a single exon. The record is from RefSeq and is a predicted model, not a curated record. Bases 1 to 1476 code for a protein of 491 amino acids. Lineage: Eukaryota; Fungi; Ascomycota; Sordariomycetes; Cephalothecales; Cephalothecaceae.
AUGUGUCGGUGUCCGCGGCGGGUCUUCACCGUGUGCUGCCACGUUGAGGAGCUCAGGGAAGAGAAGUGCGACAUCGUGAGAAAAGCAAAGCAAGCCAGACAAGCCAAGCGCGGCGCGCUCCGUAGGUGGCUGGAAACCCAGUUCACCGAACCCCGGUGCCGACUCAAAGUCACACUCCAGGUCGAAUACGGAUGGUGCGCCAUGUGCGUGCGAUACUACCUCCCCUGGAACGUCAAGGACAAGAGCGCCAUCCUGAACUACUGGGCGCACAAGAACAAGAUGGGUUACAAGCGCGCAGUCGACCCCUCCCUGGUCCCUGCCGACGUCGUCUUCUCCAUAGAUUUCCGCUACGUCGCUGACCCGAGACAGACUAGAUGCGAGAUCACCAGCCUCCUCCGCACGAUGAUCUAUUGCGGGUUCCCCCCUUCCAAGGGCAGCGACGACGAGACCCCUACGUCGUAUCUGGAGGGCCUACUCGAAGCCACCGUCGAGUGGUCCCAAUGGGUCGGCCGUCGCUACCCCCCCGAUUCAUCCUCGCAGCCUGGCAGAAACCGCCUGGAUCGCGAGAAGGGGAAGAUCGAGCUGGAGAAAAAAAUGAUCGAGUUCGAGGCAAGGAUCGAUCGGGAGGACCCCUGGGACGAGAGAAUCGACCUCCACAGCCCCUUGGUCGAGGAAGUCAAUAGCCCCUUGGUCGAGGAAGUCGAUUGCUCCUCGGACGAGAAAGUCGACAGCCCCUUGGACGAGAAAGUCGAGUUCAUCGACCCCUGGGAACGAGACCGCGCCCGCGAGGCAGGAGCAAGUACUUUCGCCCCCAAGAAGCCUGCGAGCCCCCUCUCCGACUGCUCGCCCAAGUGCAUGCGCACGUCCUCCGCCAGCGGCGGCGAGGCCCGGGAGCCCCCUCAGAUCAACGAGGGCGCGUACAGGGCCCUGUGCGGCGGCGGCGACCGGUCCGCGGCUCGGAACAGGCGCCAGUCCUAUAACCCCUGGGCCUGGGUUGGCGGGUCGCCCACCAAGAGCGCCCGCUCGUCGGCCAGCAGCGGAGCGACAGACGGAGCCGGCCGGGAGACCAUCCAGGCGGCGCCCUCCGGCGCGCUAUGGCAGCGCAGGAGGAACCACGGAAAGGGCGACAACAGCAACAAUGGCAAAAGUAACAAGGACAAUGACGGCAAGAACACAAGCACCGGCACCGGCAGCACCCGCUCCCGCAUCCCCAGGCCAGCCCCCCGGGCCCGGGCCAAGCGCACCGGCGCCGGCCCCUUCGCCGACGCCACCCCGGGCCUCGCGCCCCCGCCCCCGGCGGCGCGUGCCCCUGUCUCCCAUGGUGGGCAGCCCGGUUCGCCGCCGCCGCGCCACGUGCGGGCCGGGGUUGCGGCGCGGGACCGCGGCGAGGCGGCCACGCCUGUGUGCCUCUGCCGGGAGGUAGGCCGGAUGAGGUGCUUGUGCUUGGUGAGGUCUGGGACUGCGGACUUUCUUUGA